AUGGACCUAAAUAAUUCAUUUGUUAAUAUGAAGGAUGUUAUGAAUAUCCCUAUACAAAUUGAAGGAAAUGAUGGAGAUAAUAAAAGUAAUAAGAUGAACGAUAAUAUAUUAAAUUUUGAUUGUUCAUAUGAAAACAUUUUAAAUAAUGAUAUUGAAAGACCACAAGAAAUAGAUUGUGGUAUGUCAUGUACUAGUUCUUUUAUUGAUAAUAAUGAAAAAAUAAUUAAUGAUAAUUAUAAUGAUAAUAAUUAUAAAGAAUUAAAUAUUGGCCAAGGAGAGAAUGAAGAUAUUAAUCAUAUGAAAAUUGAAAAGAAGGAUAUAAUAAAUAUCCCUGACAUUUAUUCUAAAAAUAAUUAUAAUAAUAUGUAUAAUGCCUUAAAUCUUUCUUUUAAAAAAAAUAAUGAUCAAAUAUAUAUGAACAAAUUAGGAAAUAUAAAUGAGAAUAAUAAUGAGGAUAAUAGUAAUACGAAUUAUAUGUUAAAUGAUAACAAUUUAAUUUUAAACGAAGGAAAUAUAAUUAUAAAAAAUAUGUAUCCUGUGAAUAUGGAUCAUCAUAAUGUAUGUUCUCAAAUGCAUGAUGAUAAUGAGCCUCCAUGUAUUCUUAGUAAUAAUGAUAAGGUGGAGAAUGAAUUUGGGCCUAAGGAAAUUUUUUCAAAUGAUAAUUUUAUUUAUGACGAAUCAAUUAAUAUAAACAAUAUAAAUAAUAUGGAUAAUAUAAAUAAUAUGGAUAAUAUAAAUAAUAUGGAUAAUAUAAAUAAUAUGGAUAAUAUAAAUAAUAUGGAUAAUAUAAAUAAUAUGGAUAACAUAAACAAUAUGAAUAACAUAAACAAUAUGAAUAACAUAAACAAUAUGAAUAACAUAAACAAUAUGAAUAACAUAAACAAUAUAAAUAAUGUGAAUAAUUCAAACUGUGUGCACCCAUUAAAUGCUCCUCCUAGAAAAAACAUAAACACAAAGGAUGCACAAGAUGAAUUCUUUAAUAAUGAAAAUGUGGAUUGUGUCAGCAAAAGCACGACGUAUAUAUUAAAUAUAGGGGAGAACGGUAGUAUAUGUGUAAACGAUAUAAUAUCUAAUAGUAAUAAUUCAACAAUCGAAGGAAGUAAACAGAAUAAAAAUAAAGAAGAAAAAGAAAAAGAAAGAGAAAGAGAAAAGGAACACACACAACAUAAUAUCAAUGAAAAGAAUCAAGAAAAUGAUGAAAUAGGAUAUAUUAAUAAGAAUAAUAUGAAAAAUAUAAUGUCUGAGAAUGAUAAUACAAAUAAAGAGAAUCAUCCUUAUAAUCUAGAACAUAAUGAAAUAUAUAAAUCGAUGGAAAAUGAAAUUAUAAAUUAUAAACAUAUAAUAUUUCGAUUAAAGUGUGAAGUUCAAAUAAAAAAUAGCUAUUUAGAAAAUGAGAAAAAAAAAAAUGAGGAAUAUGAAAAAAUAAUAGAGAAUUAUAUAAGUGACCUAAAUAAAAAUAAUAAUAAUAACAAUAAUAAUAGUAGUAGUAAUAGUUGUAGUAAUAUACACUUGCAGAAUAAUAUAUCUGGGGGUGAGUCAUUAAACAUUAUUGAAGUUGAAAAUAAACAACUGAAACAUGCAUUGUUAUUAAAAAGCAGUGAAAUUAUCGAAUUAAAUAAUGUCAUAAACAAUUUGAAGAAUCAGAAAAUGAUUUUUUUGAAUCAAUUAGAAAAUGAAUUAGAUAUGAGCAUAAAAAAAGAAACAGAAUAUUCAUAUCUAUUACAAUCACAAACAAAACGUUUACAUGCAGCUAAUACAUUUAUAGAAAAACAAGCUAACCAAAUUGUUGAGUUAAAGAAAGAUAUAGAAAAUUUAGAAAAUACAUAUAAUAUGAAUUUAAAAAAAAAUGAAAAACAAAUUAAAGAAUUAUUAAAAGAGAAAGAAGAAUUUCUCGAAAUAACAAAAGAAUUAGAAAUUAUUAAUAUAGAUAAUAUAAAGAAAAAAGAAGAAAUACAAAAAUAUAAAGAGAAAUGUUCAAAUUUAACAGAUGAAUUAAAUGAAUUAUUAAGAAUUAUAUCUAUUAAUCAACAUGAUAAAAUAGAUACAUUUAAAUAUCAUAAUUUUUAUGAAAAUGUAAAUAUGGAUAUGUCAUAUAAUAAUAUGGAUGAAAGUAUACAACAAGGUUAUUAUUAUUUUGAAAAAGAAAAGAAUCAUAAGAUAGAACCUAAUAAUGAUAAACAUACAAAUAAUGAAAAUAUUUUAACAAUACAAUUAAAAAGAUUAAUUGAUGAAAAUGAUAUAUUAAAAAAACAAUAUGAAGAAUUAAAUAAUGAAAAAAUACAAAUCGUAGAAGAAUUAGAAUUAAAAAAUAUUAUAAUUAAUAAAAAAAAUGAAAAUUAUACUUCACUUCUAGAUAAAUAUAAUAUACUAGAAAAAGACUUUGAGCAUAUACAUAAUUUAUGUAUUCAUUUUGAAGAAAAAUUUAAACAAGAAUGUAUUCAUAAUAAUAAUAAUAUAAAUAAUAAUAAUAAUAUAAAUAUAAAUAAUAUAUCAUUCGAUAAAAUGAAUAGUUUCUUAAACAAAAGUAAUUUCUCAUUAAGCGAAUUAGAUAUAAAUCAUAGUCAACAAAGUGAACAUAAUAUUAAUCAUUAUAAAAUUUAUUGUUCAGAAUUAAAAUUAGAAAAUGAAUCAUUAAAAAAAAUAGUAGAGAAAUUAAAAAUAAAAAAUAAUAAACUCUCAAAAAAUAUGGAAUAUUUAUUGAAUGAUUUAAUACAAACAGAAGGAAUGAAUGAAGAAAAUAUACAAAUACACAAAAAUAUAAUAAAUUCUCAAAAUCAAAAUAAUAUAAAUUCUCAACAUAGUCCUUAUAUGGAUAAUACACACAUAACAAAUGUUUAUGAUAAUAAUCAUAAAGAUGAUAAUUUCAUGAAAGAAACUGAAAAGAAAUAUUCAUAUAAACAAGAAAAUAAGACAUAUGAUGAAACGAUUGAUAUAUUACAAAGGAAUAUUAAAGAUAAUUCAAUUGUAACAACGGAUCAUAUCAAAAAAGAUAAUAUAAAAAUAGAUAAUAUAAAAAAGGACUUUUAUUGCCAAACAGAAAAUAUUAUAUCACCUGACAAAAAAGACGCUGAUUGUCAAACAACAAAUAUUAUAUCAUCAGACAAAAAAGAUUCUGAUUGCCAAACAACAAAUAUUAUAUCAUCUGACAAAAAAGAUUCUGAUUGCCAAACAACAAAUAUGAUAUCAUCUGACAAAAGAGAUUCUGAUUUCCAAACAACAAAUAUUAUAUCAUCUGACAAAAAAGAUUCUGAUUGCCAAACAACAAAUAUUAUAUCAUCUGACAAAAAAGACACUGAUUGUCAAACAACAAAUAUGAUAUCAUCUGAUAAAAAAGAUUCUGAUUGCCAAACAACAAAUAUUAUACCACCCGAUAAAAACCAUUUUUGUUGCCAGACAGAUAAUAUUCUUAUCAACACAAAUAAAUAUUUGAAUAAAGAAAUAAAUACAGAUGAAAAAAUUGUAUAUGACCAACAAGUAGACACAAAAGAUGAAAUUUCAUUUAUGAACUCUAGUGUGAAUACAGAAGAAAUAAAUACAAGUGAAAAAAGUGUUAAUACACAAAUAGAAAAUAGAAAUAUUGAGGAGAAGAAUAUUACACAUGAAUGUAUACAAACUGAUAAAAUAAAUUGUUAUAUAAAAUAUAUACAAACAAAUGAUGUUGAAAGAAGUGAUAAAAGUAUUGUUACUGAUAUGUGUGGGGUACAUGAUUUUAAUAUAAAAAAAAUGAUGAUAAAAAAUAAUAUGUUAAAAAAUAAAAAAAUACAAGUAACACCUACAAAUAUGAAUGCUUAUGCACAAACUAUUAAUACAUUUUAUAAUAAUAAAAAAAAUAAAUAUAUAUAUAAUACAAGUGAUGAAUAUCAUACAGAUAUGAAAUAUUUAAACAAACGAAAUAGAAAUUAUUCAUAUGUAUCAUCCUACUAUUCUAGUAAUUCUUACAAUGAUAUAUAUAAAAAAUAUGAAUCUUCAAGUGAUCCAUAUAUAAUAAGAAAAGGAGAUGGAAAAAACAAAAAAAAAAAAAAAAAAAAAAAUCAUAUAAAAAAUGAGAAGGAUUUAAUAAAAUAUUCUUCAAGGGAUAGUAUUAUUAUGUCACAGAAUAAUAAAGAAAAAAUUAGAAAAAUGUAUAAGAAAAGAAAAGAUAAAAAUAUAUAUAUGUAUAAUAAUAAAAGUGUGCAUAGCCAAGGAAACAAUUCAAAUAGAGAUGUAGAAUCGUUAAUAGAAAUAUUGAAAUAUUCCUCGGAUAGUAUGGACUAUGAACAAAAGAAAUAUGAUAAUAAAAAAAAUUGUGAUAAUAAUUUUGAUGAUUAUGAUAAAAAAUUUUGUGAUAAUAAUUUUGAUGAUUAUGAUAAAAAUUUUUGUGAUAAUAAUUUUGAUGAUUAUGAUAAAAAAAUUUGUGAUAAUAAUUUUGAUGAUUAUGAUGAAAAUUUUUGUGAUAAUAAUUUCUAUUUUGAUGAUAAUAAUUUUUAUAAUAAAUAUUAUUCUAGGUCCUAUUUUUCCUACAAAGAAAAAAAGAAACUUUUACACUCACAUACAAUUAAAUUGAAAAAUAAAUAUGUACAAACUAGCCAUUCUUUUUUGGAUGAUGAUUUUUUUUAUAACCCUAAAAAAGAUAUACAAAAUAAUAUUAAUCAUGAUAAUGAUUCAAAAGUUUUAAAAAAGAAAAUAAGAGAAUACUCUAAAGAUUUAUAUCAUACAUUAAUUUUAUGUGAGAAUUGUAAAGGCUUUUAUCUAGAUAUGUUUUUAAUAAAUAUAUUUAAUCAAUAUCUGAAUUGUUAUAAUAUUAUAAUUCAAAAUAAUAAUACAAACACUGAUACAAUAAAUAAUAUGGAUCAUUAUUUUAAUUAUGAUUCUUUUGUAAGUAACCCUAUUUCUAAUAAUAUGUAUGAAAAUAAAGACAUAGGAAAUAAUUUAAUUGUUGAAAAAAAACAAAACCAAACAACUACAGUAACUAAAAAAUUAGAUCCUAUUUAUUGUUCAUAUAAUAAUGUGAAUGAAAAUUCACAACAUAAUAAAAAUUAUAAUAUUGAAAAUGAUUCAGCCGAGAAAAAACAUGCUGAUGAUAAAUAUCAUAUAUGUUCUUCUCCUCAACAAAAUGAUGUUACUGAGAAAAUAUCUAGUUGUUAUUAUGAUCAAGAGAAUAAAAAUAAAAAAAUAUUUAAAAUUGAAAAAUAUAUAAUAAAAAAUAUUCCUUUUAAUAUACAUAUGUGUACAUGUUCUUAUGUUAAUUUGAAAUAUAAAAAGAUUCUUAUUAAAAAAGAUGAAUCUGUGAACAAGAAAAAAAAUAAGUCAAAAGUAAAAAGUAAUAAUAAAAGUAAUAAUAACAAUAAUAAUAAUAAAAAUAAUGUUGAAAAAACCAACACUCCUGCUAUGAACAAUUUUAUGUGUAGUAAAAUAUUUAAUUUUAUUCAUAACAUAAGAAAAGAAAUAAAACAAAUAAAAUAUAUCAUUCAUACUAUGUUAUUUUUUAAAGACAAUGAUCCUAUGAAACACAUGCUUCUAAAUAAUAACAGUUUGAAUGAUAUAUCUAUGUGUUUAUUUAAUUAUAUGCAAAAUGGAAAUGAUAUUAAUAAUAUGAAUGAUAUGAAUAAUAUGAAUAAUAUGAAUAAUAUGAAUAAUGUAUAUGGUUUGAACAAUAUAUAUGGUUUGAAUAAUUAUGUAAAGAAUAAAAAUGAUGGUGAUGAUAAAUAUAAGGACACACCAGAUGCCCAUAAAAAAAAAGAAUGCAUUAAUUAUAUAUCAUCAAUAGAUGUUAAAUUAUCGAGUAAUAAUAAUAUAAAUAGUUUUUAUAAUAAGGAGAGAAAUGAAUGUAAUUAUAAUGUAUUUUUUGAUGAGGAAAAACAGAAAAAUGAUAAUAACAUAAAGGAUGAUAUAAUAAUAAAUAGUUACAACAAUAAUGAUGAUAAUAAUAAAAGUAUAGACAAAUUCAAUUUUAUUAAUAUUCAUGAUGAUACUCAUCAAAAAAAAGAAAAUUAUUUUUAUAAUAAUCCACAGAAACAAAACUACGAUGAAUCAUCCUGUUUAGAAUUUUUGGGUAUCCAAAAAAAAAAUACAUCAAUAUAUUUUUAUAAAAAAGAGAAAAUUAUAAAUUUUAAAGAAUUUAUGAAAAAUUAUGAAGUGAAGAAUAUUAUGAUUUUUUUUAUUUGUUGUAUAUUUUAUUUAAAUGAAUUAUACAUACAAUAUAAUAAAUCGCUAGUCACAAAUAUUCAACCUCUUGAUGAUAAUACAAAAAAAGAAACUCAUCCAGACGAUGAAAGGAAUGAAAUUUUUUACAACAAGAGUGAUAAAAUAAAUAUUAAUGAGGUGGAUAAUUCAAACAAUACAAUUUAUAUAAAUGAUAAUUCAAAUAAUAAAAAUUAUAGCCAUGUCAACAAUUUUUACGAUCAGGUAAUUAUGCCAAAAGAUAAAACAGAUAUGAAUACAUACACAAACAAUAUGAACCCAUUAGAUAUUUCAAUUUUUAAAGAAGCUGAAAUUAUGAUUGAAGAAUAUCGUGCAUGUCUUGAUGAGAACAAACAGACAAAUAUACUACAUGAUAUAGUUUAUAAUAUUAUAUUAUGUAUAAAAAAUAAUUAUAAUUAUAUACAUAAUGUAUUUUUAUUAUUCAAUGAUGAUAUAACAAAAGAUAAUAUAUUAAAUAUAAAAUAUAUUUAUAAAUUAAUAGACAAGUAUUCAAAAAUAGAUAUAUAUAUAAAACAUAUUAAUGAUUGUUCUAAUGAAAAAAUAAGAAAUACAGAAAAUAAAUUUAAAGAAAUAAUUUCAAACAAAGAAGAUCUGAUAAAUAUUCAUAAAGAAAAUAUUAAAAAUAAAAUUAAAUUAAUUGAAGAAAAAGAUUUAAUUAUUAAAGAUCUAAUAUUAGAAAAAAAUAUUUUAAUAAAAGAUAAAGAAAUUACAAAUAAUUUAUUAAACGAACUUACAGAGGAAAAAAAUACAUAUUUUAAUAUGUAUAUGCAAUGUCAUCAAAAAUGCACAACUAAUAAUAAAAAUAUAAUACUAAAAGAUGAGAAACAGGAAUAUAUAUAUAUAAAUGAUGAACAUAAUAAUCAUAACAAAAUAAAUAAUUGUAUAAAUAAAAUUAACAAACUAAAUCAUGAAAUUAUAUUAUUAAAAAAAAAACAAACAAACAAAAAUACAAAUGUAGUAACUAAAAGAAAAAAGAAAAAUAAUACAUCAUCUUCUCUGUGUUCACAUAAGUCACCAUCAUUGUCAACAUCAUCGUCACAAUCAUUAUCAUCAUCAUCGUCAUUGUCACCAUCAUCGUGCAUAUCAUCUAAAAACAUUUAUCAUUUCAACCAAACAGAUAAUCAAAGUAUUGAAAAUGCAAAUUCAAAUAUCAUUAUAGAUGAUAAUAAUUCAAAUACAAAAGAAAAAAAAAAAAAUUCUGUAACAAGUAUUAUUUUAAAAGAUCAAACUGAUGAAUUAAAAGAUUUCCAUAUAAAUGAAAAUAUCUCAUCUACAAUAAAUAUGAAAAAAAUUAAUAAAAUCUUAUUUCUUUUAAAAGAAAAAAUUAUCCUUUUUAUUUUCUAUAUAUUUAAAAAGGUUUAUAAAAAUGCUUAUAUUAAUAUUACAUAUAUUAAACAAUUUUAUACACAAAUUAUAAAUAUUUUUAUUAAUAUGCCCAGAUAUAUUUGUUCUUCUUUCAUAUUUGUAAAAGAAAAUGAAAUAAAUUAUAAUAUAUAUAUUAAAAAAAAUAAAAAUCAUAAAUUAUAUGUACACACAAAUAAUAGCCACAUCCUACAGCUAACUGAUCAUAAUUCUUCAUUAAAUAAACAAAAAAUUAAUGAAAAAAAAAAAAAAAAAAAAAAUGUACAACGGGCGAAAGCAAAACUGUCUGAUGAGGAUUCAUCUAGCAGUGUAUCUCUGUUCUUUGAUUUUUAA
Messenger RNA from Plasmodium gaboni, 7875 nucleotides. RefSeq lists its product as hypothetical. The transcript has 2 exons. Bases 1 to 7875 code for a protein of 2624 amino acids. NCBI's taxonomy places the organism in Eukaryota, Apicomplexa, Aconoidasida, Haemosporida, Plasmodiidae. The record is from RefSeq and is a predicted model, not a curated record.